This is a messenger RNA of Syngnathus typhle (broad-nosed pipefish), 1630 nucleotides long. RefSeq names its product nucleoporin 50 (gene nup50). NCBI's taxonomy places the organism in Eukaryota, Metazoa, Chordata, Actinopteri, Syngnathiformes, Syngnathidae. The transcript has 8 exons. Gene Ontology annotation, biological process: protein import into nucleus. The coding region runs from base 237 to 1385 and encodes 382 amino acids. The record is from RefSeq and is a predicted model, not a curated record. Gene Ontology annotation, cellular component: nuclear pore.
ACUCGCAAAUCACCCCCCCCCCCCCCCUGCCUGGAGACGAGUUAGCCGUACGACGCUAACGCUAGCUCCCGAGCGGGCUUGCUUGAAGAAGACGUUCGCCGCCGAAACGGCUUUACGUGACCACCCCGCCGCCGCCUUACAAAAUCACCUUUUUACGGACUCAAGUCGACCUCACUUGUCACGACGUCACGCACACUCGACUUGCUUCUCUCCAUUGAUUUUAUUGCACAGGUGCGAUGGCGAAGCGGAUCGCAGACAAAGAGCUCACGGAUCGGAACUGGGACCAGGAGGACGAGGGCGAGGAGGCCGGAACCUUCUCGGUGGCCACCGAAGAUGUGAUGAAAAACCGCGCCAUCAAAAAGGCCAAGCGGCGGAGUGUUGGUGCAGAGGGUGAGGCCGCAGGGGCCUUCAAAGGGUUCAAAGGUUUCGCCUUGAGCGCUUCCUCCCCGCCGGCGCCCUUCUCCACCCUCGGCAAUGGCGGAGCCUUCAAAGGCCCGAGCGCUCUGACUAACGGGAGCGGCGGCCUCGCGCCGUCCACCACCGCGGCGUCGCCGUCUACGACCGGGCCGACGCUGAACGGCAAGCCGGCCAACGGCGGCAAGGAGUACGGUCGCCAGCUGACGGCUCUCAACUGCUCCGUCCGCGACUGGAUCAGCAAGCACGUGGACGACAACCCGCUGUGCGACCUGCAGCCCAUCUUUCGCGACUACGAGCGCCACCUGGUUACCAUCGAGCGGCAGUAUGGGACUGCUGCGGCGGCGGCGGCCACGACGGAAGACAAGAAAGCCUCGCUUGGAGCUUCCUCCCCGUCGGUCGCCUUUUCUUUCAAGGGCAAGGCAGACGAAUCGCCCGCCGCAACCUUCAACUUCGGCCAGGAGAAGGACAGUUCCGUCCCGAAGAACGCCGCCGCACCUGCGUUUUCCUUGUUCGGAAGCGCCGCGCAGUCCUUUGCCAAGACUGAGGACAUAGCGCCCUCAGAGGAGAAUACGGGCCACGAUGAAGGCUAUGAGCCGCCCAAGCCUGAGGUCAGAGAGAUCAGAGAGGAUGACGCCUUCUACUCCAAAAAGUGCAAGCUCUUCUACAGGAAGGACAAUGAGUACAAGGAGAAGGGCGUGGGCACGCUGCACCUCAAACGCACGGCGGGCGGCAAAACGCAGAUGAUCAUCAGGGCCGACACCAACCUGGGAAACGUCCUCCUCAACAUCCUGCUGUCGGCCGACAUCAAAUGCUCGCACGCGGCCGCCAACAACGUGAUGGUGGCGUGCGUGCCCAACCCGCCCGUGGACGACAAGAACCCGAGCGCCCCAGCGCUGCUCCUCGUCCGCGUCAAGACCGCUGACGACGCCAAACAGCUGUGCACAAUCCUGGAGCAGAGCAAAGGCUGAAGGCGCACCACCAAAAACGCACCUUUUAGGUUCCGGGCGCCGACAUUCCCUUCCUCCGGCUUUUAGGCCACCUUUGGCUUUGAUCCCUCAUUUCCCCACGGAGGGAUUUUUCUUUUUCCAAUUUGUUUUUCUUUUCUCCAACCCGGACUCCUCACAGAUGGACGGACUUUUGCUGUCAUUUUUUUCCAAGUGUCCUUGGCAGUCCCCGCGGACGCCUGCUGGGAAUAAAAUGGAAACAAAAAGUU